UUUAAAAAGAGACGCACCUCAGAAGGCUGCAUAGCUCUGGGUAGAACACACCAGAGACCCUCAGACCCUCACGUUCUCCUUCCAGAGAGAUACAGCAUCAUGAACCACUUGCUGCUGUUGGCUUUGUUCUUCUCAGCUGUUGCUGCAAGGCUUCCAGUAAAGGAAGAGCGAGGUGGGCCACCACAAAAUUCAGGUUGGCCCCAAUUUGAUAAUGAGCAAAAGGGAGGAUCAAUGGGCACAGGUAGACCAAUGGGAGGAUCAAUGGAUUCAGACAGACCAAUGGGAGGAUCAGUGCAUCCAGUUAGACCAAUGGGGACAGGGGAAAGGAAACCCCAUCUGCCAGGGAAAGAGAAAAGGCCACGCAGGUCUCAGGAGUACCUCAGACUGUGGCCUUGGCUUGGAGACAUGGGCAGGGAGGGAGAAGAUCUUCAGGAAUAUUGGGAACAGGAAAGGAACGGCAGGCAGCCACCCAUGCAGCCUUCUGAACAAAGGGGCCGCCCAAACGAGCUACCAGGGGGCCCAAUGCCAGGUCGUCCCAACCCUGUUAAUCAUAAGAAAUUCAUCCCCAUCUUCAAGGCAAAUAACGUGACCCUCCAGAAUGCCAGCCUGUACCAUUUCAAAGAGGGUGAAAACGUCUUUCUCCUGCCCAAGGAUCACGCAGAAGGUCCUCACCCAAAGGGAUGGGCAAAUGCACCACUGGAGAUGGGGUAUGGAUAUGGAUAUUAUGGGCUUCAGCCAUACCUGAAGGUUUACUUUAACUCCGCAUCUCCGCAAACAGUUUCAUUCGAAUAUGGGAUUGUAAGCCCUUUGCCGGCAUUCUUAAAGGACGACCUUGACUUUUAUGCUGACGGCUAAGAUGUUGGAAAGACAGAAUCAUCGCCUGAAGGAAAUCUAACGAAUAAAAACCUGAAGACAAUGAAUACCUAAUUGAAAAUGCUUAAUGGCUUGAGUAGUCAGAUACGUAUAGUCAGAUGUAUGCUAACAGUUUUGGCUGGGAUUGAGAGAGUUUGGUGUUGGGGAAUAAUAGCUAGUCCUGUUUAACGCAUGUGUAUCUCAAAAGCUCAUUUAAUUGUAGGCAUUAAAACUUUCUGCAAAGCACAUAA
Brienomyrus brachyistius is the source of this 1103-nucleotide messenger RNA. RefSeq lists its product as uncharacterized. Lineage: Eukaryota; Metazoa; Chordata; Actinopteri; Osteoglossiformes; Mormyridae. The transcript has 17 exons. Bases 100 to 855 code for a protein of 251 amino acids. The record is from RefSeq and is a predicted model, not a curated record.